UGUGUAAAAUGGACUAUUGGCUGGUAUUGUAUUCUAAAAAUAUGGUUCAUAUUAUUAUUGGCAACAAGAUAAAACAAUCAACUAAUUGAAUGAAAGAAAAGCUAGAACCAAAACCAAUAUGUGCGCACAGUUUCAUUUUAGAUAGAAUAUUAAGGCCAAUGACCCAUUUUACACAAACGGUUCUGUUAACGUUUAGUUUGAAUAUUUUGACAAUAAAAGUGCGUUUCAAACGAAGUAACUUCUACAUUUCCGUUGCAACUUUAUAAUCGAAGCACACAUCUUUUGUACAUAGAUUGUUUUUAACGGUAAAAAAAAUUUAAUCUCGAAAAACCGAAAGGAAAAAAAAACUCAUAUAAGCAACUCAACUACUGUAGCUCAAUUUAAUUUGCGAUAAUAACAAAAUCACAGAUAAUAAAUUAAAAUCGACCAAAAUGAACAGCUUGUUUGUUAUCAGUUCACUGUUUAUUUGAAGUUUUUAAGUUGAGCAAAGCGUUUGACAAAGUUCCAUUGUCGCGGGCACAGUAAAUACAAGAAAGUAAUUUUCACAGUCCGGUUUCGGCUUUACAGCAAUAUAAGUUUAUCAAAAAGUGACUUACAUUGUAACCCUGAUACUCGAAUCAAUUGAAUGAGAUAUAGAGAAGAAUUCAACGAUUGAAACGAAAUGCGAUUGCAAACAAAGUUGUUGAUUGUGGCCACGCUGUGCGUAGUACAAACAACAACCCAUUCGAAUUCAGUGUUGGGUGGUAAUCGUUUGAAGAAUCGUAUAUUUAGCAUCGACUACACGAACAAUCAAUUUUUGAAAGAUGGUGAACCAUUCCGAUUUAUUGCCGGUUCGUUUCAUUACUUUCGAGCAUUGCCACAAACUUGGCGGCAAAAAUUGCGAACGAUGAGGGCAGCGGGUUUGAAUGCGGUGACAACGUAUGUCGAAUGGUCGCUGCAUAAUCCAAAGCCUGACAUAUUUAUUUGGGAGGGAAUUGGUGACAUUGAACAAUUUAUUCGAUUAGCUGCCGAAGAAGAUUUGCUGGUUAUUUUAAGACCCGGCCCAUAUAUCUGCGCCGAAAGAGACAUGGGUGGUUUCCCAUACUGGCUUCUAACAAGACAUCCCAACAUUAAGCUUCGCACAUACGAUACGGAUUAUCUAAAGGAAGUUCGCAUUUGGUACAAUCAACUCUUCCCAAGGUUAACACAACAUUUGUAUGGAAAUGGUGGUCCAAUUAUAAUGGUACAAGUGGAAAAUGAGUACGGUUCGUUUGCAUGUGAUAGAAAUUAUUCACGAUGGUUACGGGACGAAACGUCAAAUUUUGUUGGCGAUAAAGCGGUGCUAUUCACAAAUGACGGUCCAUCUCAGGUGCCGUGUGGAAAAAUUGAAAACGUUCUGGCCACAUUGGACUUUGGUGGCGGAGCACCAACAACAAUUGAUUCGUAUUGGAAGCGGCUUCGUGAUUUCCAACCAAAUGGGCCACUUGUUAAUGCCGAAUAUUACCCGGGUUGGUUGACUCAUUGGCAAGAGUCGCUAGCAAGAGUCGCAUCACAGCCUGUUGUUGAUUCACUGAAACAUAUGCUGAACGCAGGUGCAAGUGUAAAUUUCUAUAUGUUCUUCGGUGGAACGAAUUUCGGUUUCACAGCGGGUGCAAAUGACGGUGGUCCUGGCAAAUAUCAGGCUGAUCUAACAUCUUAUGACUAUGAUGCACCGAUGGAUGAAGCAGGCGACCCUACUCCAAAGUAUAUGCUGAUCAGAGAUGCAAUAAAACAAUACUUGCCCUUGCCAAAUAUUUCGGUCCCAGUACGUGCACCAAAGAUGACAUUGCCUGCGGUACGCUUAAGUCCGAUACUUUCGCUUUUAUCACCAGUUGCUCGGCGCAAAUUGGGCGGGACACCGAUCAAAACGCAGUUUCCACUAACCUUCGAGAAGAUCGACCAAUAUUCCGGAUUCGUAUUGUACGAGGCCACUUUGCCACCUAAAUUGAAGUUUGAUCCUACCAUUUUCGCGAUUCCAAAGUUGAAUGAUCGAGCGCAUAUACUUAUUGAUGAUAUGGUAGUUGGUGUAUUGUCAAGAGAAAAUUUAGUGAAUGCGGUUGCAUUGAAUGCCGGCCAUUCAGGCAAACCAGUGCAGGUGUUGGUCGAGAGCCAAGGAAGAAUUAAUUACAAUGUUAUGAAUGAUUUCAAAGGCAUCAUCGGAGAUGUGCUGGUUAAUAAUGUGCCAUUGGAAGACUGGACUAUAACUGGUUUUCCGCUCGAUGAUGUCAGUCAAAUUGAGGAUUUAAUUGCCGAAUCCAUUGGCAAUGAUAUUCAUGAGCAUACCGGUCGAUUCGUAGACUUUAGUUCAGACAUUUUGACUGGUGGGCCGAAAAUCUUUCACGCCACCUUUGACAUUGAUGCACCAGAAAUUCACGACACUUAUAUUAAUCCUAACGGCUGGGGCAAGGGAAUAAUAUUCAUCAAUGGAUUCAAUUUGGGGCGAUACUGGCCAUUAGUCGGACCACAAAUUACGCUGUACCUGCCAAAAGAGCUGUUGCGUCAACGGGGAAAUUCACUGAUUUUGAUUGAAUUACAAAAAUCCCCUGACAAUGGCUUAAUUCAAUUCAGUGAUUCAAAUAUUUUUGAAGAAGUUUAAUUUUUACUGGCUACUUAUACUGUGUGUGUGCUUAAGACAAAUGAAAAUGACGUAUCAACUUGGUAAAUCAAUGAAAUGUUUAUUUGAACGAAAUAAAUUCUUAUCGCUAUACAAGUA
Messenger RNA from Sitodiplosis mosellana (orange wheat blossom midge), 2731 nucleotides. Its product is annotated as beta-galactosidase-like. Gene Ontology annotation, biological process: carbohydrate metabolic process. Gene Ontology annotation, cellular component: vacuole. The transcript has 11 exons. The record is from RefSeq and is a predicted model, not a curated record. Gene Ontology annotation, molecular function: beta-galactosidase activity. The coding region runs from base 662 to 2614 and encodes 650 amino acids. NCBI's taxonomy places the organism in Eukaryota, Metazoa, Arthropoda, Insecta, Diptera, Cecidomyiidae.